Salvelinus namaycush (lake trout) is the source of this 2119-nucleotide messenger RNA. Its product is annotated as transmembrane channel-like protein 7. Gene Ontology annotation, molecular function: mechanosensitive monoatomic ion channel activity. Lineage: Eukaryota; Metazoa; Chordata; Actinopteri; Salmoniformes; Salmonidae. The coding region runs from base 1 to 1635 and encodes 544 amino acids. The transcript has 14 exons. Gene Ontology annotation, cellular component: plasma membrane. The record is from RefSeq and is a predicted model, not a curated record.
AUGGCCACCUUCUCAGGACACUUUGGCGGUGGUGUCCAGUCCUACUUCAUGUUCCUGCGCUUCCUGGUGGUGCUCAACUUCCUGUCGUUUUUGCUGAUUGCUGGGUUCAUCCUCAUCCCCAGUAUCGUGUUCAGAUCCACCAGUAACAUGACAGUGGACAGCACUGGAUGUGUGUGUGUCUCAGGUCUAGAGGAGUGUAGGGUCUAUGAUCCAAAUCUUCAAGGUCUGGUGGUGUUUUACCAGUACUUCCUGGACUUACUCUCUGGAACGGGUUUCAUGGAGUACUCCUACAUGUUCUAUGGUUACUAUAACAACACCGUGGCAGAGAGCAGUGGCUUCCACUACAACCUGCCCCUGGCCUACCUCCUCACCUCCGUCUUCUACUUCGCCUUCUGUCUCAUCUGCAUCAUCACACGCAUGGGGAGUGCACUUCGCAUUGCUGUGGCAACAGGCAGCGGUGCUGCCGGCAGUUACAGCAAGAUGGUGUUCACUGGCUGGGACUUCGGUUGCCAGGGAGACCGGGCCACCCAACUCAAACAGAAAAGCAUCCACUACCAGCUACAGGUGGACCUGGAGGAGGAGAGGCUACAGAAAAAGUCUUUGUCUCUAACCUUAGGUCAGACAGUGGGUCUGUGUUCUCUACGCAUCUUCCUCAUGCUCGUCUCCCUCGCCCUCAUAGGAGGAGCUUUCUUUGGCAUCUUCAAGGCUACUGUCUUCAGCCAGGCGCAGGUUGGAGCAGAGGGCAUUCUGGGCCUGUUCUGGGUUUACCUUCCUUCCAUCGUCAUCACAACAGGAAACUUUGUUGUGCCCUUCAUGUGUGACCAGAUAGCCCUGUUUGAGAGAUAUUCUCCUAGUACCACCAUCAUCAUGGCACUGUUCAGGUCAGUGUUUCUGCGUAUGAUAAGUCUGGGAGUGCUGCUGUUUACUCUGUGGAGUCAGAUCACCUGCUUUAAAGACAGUCCAAAAUGUGAGCUCUGCCAGUACAACAACAAGGAAUAUCCGUGCUGGGAGACGCGUGUGGGACAGGAGAUGUACAAACUGGCCUUGUUUGACUUCCUCAUUACCAUCGCCAUGCUUAUCCUGGUGGAGUUUCCACGCAGGUUGUUUGUGGACCACUACUCCUGUGCACUGACCCGGUGGGUAGGUCGUCAGGAGUUCUUGGUGCCUCCCAAUGUGCUGGGUCAGGUCUACGGUCAGACAGUGGUGUGGACCGGAGCUCUGUUCUGCCCUCUGCUGCCUCUCAUCAACACACUCAAGUUCUUCAUCCUCUUCUACUGCAAGAAGGUCACUCUGUUUUCUAACUGUCGUCCGGCGGUGAAGACGUUCCGCUCCACCACCUCCAUCAUCUUCUUCCUGGUGGUGUUGCUGUUCGGCUGGGGCAUCGCCCUUGUCGCCAUGAUCUACAGCCUGGCCCAGAUCCAUCCCUCUAUGAGCUGUGGUCCGUUCCGCUCUCUCACUAUGAUGUGGAGUAUCGUUCCCAACACCUUCUACACUCUCUCCCUGACAACACAGGACUUCAUCUUCUACAUGGGCUCCCAGGCCUUCUCCAUCCCUCUCUUCAUCUUCUCCUGUGUGGUGCUGUGUUACGUAGCAGCUCUAGCCGCAGUCUAUUUUGACCGUAGAAAGUGGAAAUAAAAUAUCCACAGGAAAGUAUUGUUUAACCGACUUUUUGCGGCGAAGGUAGGUUCUGUCGCUUGUAUUUUCAAUCUCCCGAGGCAUUGUUGCACAUUAUGUAAACAGUAGCCGAACGUUGUCGACCGAAGCAGUUCCCUCUCAGUGAGCUGGGUAUAAUUUGUGGAACGUUCCAACAGGAAUCUGUUCCAAAAAGUAAGUAAAUAACAAGGUUGCCAGCAAACAACGGAUACAAAAUUGCAUAGCGGCAGAAUAAGAUACCGGGUAGGGAGUGGGCUAUUUCAUUCAGUUUUUCACUCACCACUGUUUAUUCCGAAAAAUGUCUGUUCUCACUCUGGUAGCCUAUGGAUAAACAUUAAGAAUAAGCUACGUGGAAAUGGGUUAAGACUAGCUAACUUUAGCUAGCUAGCGAACUGGAGUUACAGUAGAGAUUGACUGAAUUGCAAACAACAGAAGUCAGGGCAUGUUACGGUUUUGACACAUUUUU